AUGUAUUCCAUUUUGCAAAAACUGGGUGCCUUCAGUUCCAUUUGGACAACGGCAACAAAAAAAAUUGCAAAAGUGAAAUCAGACGCCUUCGCCAAGGAAAUCGGAAGCAUCUAUGAAUGCUUCGAUUCCUUGGUGGUCCAAAUUGCUCAGGUCCACCCUGAGCGAAUUUUCACAUUCACAAUGUGGACUUCAAGGAACCGAAGGCGUGCUCGCUGA
Molecule: messenger RNA, 216 nt
Organism: Trichomonas vaginalis G3
Lineage: Eukaryota; Parabasalia; Trichomonadida; Trichomonadidae
Exons: 1
Coding region: 1-216 (71 amino acids)
Source: RefSeq, a predicted model, not a curated record